AUGUCGCUCAUUGUUAUGUUUCAGCUGUUGCUCUUCUCUCAGCUGAUGAUUAUUGAGCUUCGAGUAGAGAUUCCUGAAAAGGCGGUGGAGGGAAACCAAACAGUUUUAGUGUGUAACACCACCUGCAGGCUCUCAGACACACCAGUGUUCAUCUGGUACAGAAACGACCUCCGUAUUAAUACGAUCAAGAACAGCAUUAACAACACUCUGAUUCUGCAGCCUACUAAAGCAGACGACUCGGGCAGUUAUAGCUGUGCUGUGAAAGGUCAUGAACACCGUUCUCCUGCUCGAAACCUCACUGUGAUGUAUUCUCCAAAGAAUGUCUCAGUGUCCGUCAGUCCCUCUGGUAAACUAGUAAAGGGCAGUUCAGUGACUCUGACCUGCAGCGGUGAUGCUAACCCACCUGUGGAGAACUACAACUGGUUUAAGGGGACAAAAUUAGUAGGAAACGGAAAUACCUACACCAUCUCCAUCAUCAGGUCUGAGGACAGUGGAGAGUACAAGUGCAAGUGCAUUAAUGAAGUGGGACAUCAGUACUCAAUCGGAGUACGUCUUGACAUAGAUAAUGGUGGGCAACAGGCAGUGAUUGCAGGAAUAAUUGCAUGUGUAUCAAGUUUAGUGCUUGUAAUCAUCAUUGUGCUUCUGAGAAGAAAAAAGAUGUAUUGCUGGUCAGAAGACAGCACUGUUAAGCACGAUAAUGUAGCCGCUGAAUCUGCACCCCCCGACGCAUCUCCUUCCAAUACAGACAAUCAGGACGAGGUUCAGUACGCGAGUAUUGUACACUCGAGGAAACCUGAGGGUACCACAGUGAGAGCUCCUGAGCAGGAUGUUUAUGCUAAUGUCCAGCACCAACGUGGUAAAGCAGAAAAGAAGUAUCAGGGGAAUGACGUUGAGUACGCUACAGUACAAGUUUCCUCUUCAAACAGGCCUGACAGUAAAACAGCAGAGAAUCCUUCAGAAAUCUACAGCAGUCUUAAAUGAACCCCACUGGCAGAAAACCAUUACACCUACUGAAUCUUGUGAUGUUUUAACGACCCCUCUGGAUAAGGGACCAAUAUGCAGCUUGAACUCCAGAAAGAACUGGAGGAGAAACAGACACUUGCUAAUGCUCAGCUGUGAAGAGCAGCACAGCAUCGUUUUGAAUAAAGCUUGAACACACAUUUUUAAACUUGUUGAUCUUAAAACAAGGAAAACUUCUGCAAAACUUGGAAUUUUGGACAAUCGAUCAUCUCUAUUAUCUUGUUGCCAUAAUAAAUUAACUGUAGUUAGCUCAAAUUUAAAUUAAAAUUUUAUUCGUCACAUAAACAGUCAUACACAGUAUGAUAUGCAGUGAAAUGCUUAUACGUCCGCUCGUGACCUUUAAAAUUUAAAUUAACAAUAGAAAUAAAAAUUAAUUAGGAAAUGGAAAUAAAGA
Molecule: messenger RNA, 1414 nt
Organism: Clarias gariepinus (North African catfish)
Lineage: Eukaryota; Metazoa; Chordata; Actinopteri; Siluriformes; Clariidae
Product: B-cell receptor CD22-like
Exons: 7
Coding region: 1-981 (326 amino acids)
Biological process (GO): regulation of lymphocyte migration; regulation of B cell receptor signaling pathway
Source: RefSeq, a predicted model, not a curated record